Molecule: messenger RNA, 507 nt
Organism: Lentinula edodes (shiitake mushroom)
Lineage: Eukaryota; Fungi; Basidiomycota; Agaricomycetes; Agaricales; Omphalotaceae
Exons: 3
Molecular function (GO): gamma-glutamylcyclotransferase activity
Source: RefSeq, a predicted model, not a curated record
GUUUCUUCGAUGACUCUCAAUACGUCUGUAACCCUCAACUUCAGCUAUGGCAGCAACAUAUGGAGAGAUCAAAUGGAACGGCGAUGCCCAGAAUCAGAAUUUGUGGGUGUCGGAAUCUUGAGGAACUGGCGAUGGUUCAUCAACGAAAGAGGUGUAGCAAAUUUGGUUCGUUCAGAAGAACACCGAGGCGAUCUGGUCUACGGAUUCAUCUACCGACUCAAUGCCCGUGAUGAAGCCACCCUCGAUCGCUAUGAAGGUUCUCCAGAAAUCUAUCAAAAAGUUCACGGAGUACCUGUCGAAGUGGUUGUUCGUAGCCAGGUCGACGUUGCAAGAAUCGGCGACACAAUAAAUACCCUGAUAUACAUAGAUCAGAAUCAUGUUACAGAUGGAAAGAUCAGGCAAGAAUAUAUUCCUCGAAUGCACCGAGUGAUGGAGGAUGGAAUCCGAGAGGGAAUACCUCCUGCGUACUUUGACAAAUAUUUCAAGCCUUUCGUGCCAUUGUUGUAA